Messenger RNA from Adineta ricciae, 1629 nucleotides. The record is from the annotation of a GenBank genome assembly. NCBI's taxonomy places the organism in Eukaryota, Metazoa, Rotifera, Eurotatoria, Adinetida, Adinetidae.
AUGGUAUUAGGUUUAACCGACAAGCAAACGAUCCAAAUCGCCACAGCUCAUAUCUACCCGAAACAUCAACCUAAUGGUUUAAAAAGCUUUGGUUUGAAUCCAUCGGAUAUUGGCAAUCCCAGAAAUAGCUUACGACUGGUCAAGGAAAUUGAACUGGCUUUCGACAGACGAGAUUUAACUAUCAUUGAAAAACGUGGUCAGUUACGAAUUUUUUUUAUAAACAAGAAAAUUAUGUCACGAGCCAUCUCAUCAGCAUGUGGUCGUACAUUUGUUCCGGGCCGGAUUCUUCGACCUGGGCAGCAAGAAUUUGGAUUGAAUGACGAAGCCGUAAAUAAUUGUCGAUUAUAUGUCAACAGUUUGUUAGAUAUUUUAUUGGAUGCAUAUAAUCGUGAAAAGAUAAAAAACUGGUUAGAAAUUAAUCCAGUCGCACCUGAAACACCAUCCGUACGUUCACUGACAGCAACCCAAUUUAUCUAUACAUUCGUUAAACACUAUGGUGAAAGUUCGACACAUGGAAACAACAGUGAUCGCCUCCAAGUAGCUGUUGAAGAUUUAUCAAGUGUUAUUCUUCUCAAUCGAACAAUACUCGUCGGUGAAUUGAUAACGCAUGUUUUACAAUUGAAACCACAAAUAGCGGUUAUUGUGGGACAUUUAUUAGAUUUAGCUCGGAAAGAGCAGAUCUUAAGCAUUGAUCAUAUUGCUGAUGGAAUAUCAUCCCUAUUUGAAAUACUCGAUCGUUUUUCGGGGCCUGUUUGGCAGCAUAUGGGCGAACUACUUGGCAUGUUCAUUGUCAUCGACGAAGCACCUUUAGCAACAAACAUCCUGAUACUAAAGAAGCUUAUGAAGAAAGUAUCUCCGGAAGAUUCCAAAGAAAUAAUAGGCUGCAUCAUUAGAAGUGCUCGAAAUGUUUCAUCAAAAUCAAAAGUUAUUUGUUUAUGGAAAUCUUCUGGCUUAACAUUCGACGACUUUUAUGAUUGGUUAUUGAAUCCAACAACAUCCGAAGACAAUGAAACAGUCCAAUCCUUAGCAUCGGCUACACAACUUCUUGCUGUAUCACACUCAUCAACAUUUUCCUUCGCAACAAACUCAGCUUCCGCAGAUGUUAAUUUGAUUAAUUUAUUUCGUACGAUUACUGAACAACAUGUGGAUUCGACUGCACAGACGAAAGACAUUCAUCGAUAUAUUCAAGAAAAAAUGAAUCCAUCGGAUAAAUAUUACAUUCACAACAUUGUAUUAUCAUAUUUGGAGUCGUGCAUCGCUGUUCAUGAGUCAAAUAAUCCAAUAAUAGACCAAUCAGCUGCACAACAAAGAGCCCAUAUUUUAAAAUCUGUUAUUGAUCACGAUAAAGAAAAAGAAGUUCAAGCUAUUAAUGGUAUACAAACGUUUGUUAUCAAAUUAAAGCACCCACCAAAAAUGGCUCGUUCAUUAUUUGAUUUGUUCUAUGACGAAGAUUGCGUAAGCGAUAGGGCGUUUUUGGAAUGGUUUCAAAAUGUGAAUGGAGAAGAAUCAAAUGAUUACAAUCAGAUAUGCCAAUCGGUAAAGGAAUUUUUUGAUUGGUUAAUGCUUGUCGAAGAUGACACCGGUGAAGAAGAUGACGAUGAACACAAUUUCCACAGACGAUCAGAAUGA